This is a messenger RNA of Dipodomys spectabilis (banner-tailed kangaroo rat), 3179 nucleotides long. RefSeq names its product cyclic AMP-dependent transcription factor ATF-7. Gene Ontology annotation, biological process: regulation of transcription by RNA polymerase II. Gene Ontology annotation, molecular function: DNA-binding transcription factor activity, RNA polymerase II-specific; cAMP response element binding. Lineage: Eukaryota; Metazoa; Chordata; Mammalia; Rodentia; Heteromyidae. The coding region runs from base 453 to 1904 and encodes 483 amino acids. The transcript has 12 exons. The record is from RefSeq and is a predicted model, not a curated record.
GACGAGAGGAAAGUAUCUGCUCCGCUGAGGGGGGAAAGAAGGAGCUGGAGACAGAUUGUAGGAGCGAGCGCGGGCGGGCGGGAGGCGACGAGCUACCAGCGGGUGAGUCCUGUUAAUAUUAGCUAGUCCGUGAUCUAACAGGAGUCUCCCCUCCAACUUCGACGAGCCCCAACGUCCCGGGCCAGGAUCUCCCCUCCCAGGCUAUGUUGGACGGGGGCGCUGAGGCGGUGGCCGGGCCCUGUCUGAGGAAGAGGGUGGGGCGUAAACUAAAGACAACCAAUAAGAGGUUAGGAAUUCACGAUUGGCGGCGAUGAGCACUAAUGGGAGAUCGCUUUUACCUCCGGAGUACCGCCCUCCUCUCCCCCUCCUCCCGCCUCCUUCCUUUUGGGGGAAGGCGGGGCCAGUGGCCUGAAGUGUGGGGAGAACUUGGGCUCCGCUCUGCUAUAUGAAAUAUGGGAGACGACAGACCGUUUGUGUGCAAUGCCCCAGGCUGUGGACAGAGAUUUACAAACGAGGACCACCUGGCAGUUCAUAAACACAAGCAUGAGAUGACAUUGAAAUUUGGCCCAGCCCGAACUGACUCAGUCAUCAUUGCAGAUCAAACUCCUACUCCCACUAGAUUCCUGAAGAACUGUGAGGAGGUGGGACUCUUCAAUGAACUAGCGAGCUCCUUUGAACAUGAGUUCAAGAAAGCUACAGAUGAGGAUGAGAAAAAGGGUACUUCUGGACCUCUUGACAUGUCUCUACCAUCCACACCAGACAUCAAAAUUAAAGAAGAAGAGCCAGUAGAAGUAGACUCAUCCCCCCCUGACAGUCCUGCCUCAAGCCCCCGUUCCCCGCCACUGAAGGAGAAGGAAGUUGCCCCAAAGCCUGUUGUGAUCUCUACCCCCACACCCACCAUUGUGCGUCCUGGCUCCCUGCCUCUCCACUUAAGCUAUGAUCCACUUCAUCCAACCCUUCCCUCCCCAACCUCCGUCAUCACACAGGCUCCACCAUCCAACAGGCAAAUGGGGUCUCCCACUGGCUCCCUCCCUCUCGUCAUGCAUCUUGCCAAUGGACAGACUAUGCCUGUGUUGCCAGGGCCUCCAAUACAGAUGCCUUCUGUUAUAUCGCUGGCCAGACCUGUGUCCAUGGUGCCCAACAUUCCUGGAAUCCCUGGCCCACCAGUUAACAGCAGUGGCUCCAUUUCUCCCUCUGGCCAUCCUAUACCGUCAGAAGCCAAGAUGAGACUAAAAGCCAGCCUAACCCACCAAGUCUCCUCAAUCAAUGGUGGUUGUGGAAUGGUGGUGGGUACUGCCAGUACCAUGGUGACAGCUCGCCCAGAGCAGAGCCAGAUCCUCAUCCAGCACCCUGAUGCCCCAUCUCCUGCCCAGCCGCAGGUAUCUCCAGCCCAGCCUACCCCUAGUACUGGGGGACGACGGCGACGCACAGUGGAUGAAGAUCCAGAUGAACGGCGGCAGCGCUUUCUGGAGCGCAACCGGGCUGCAGCCUCCCGCUGCCGCCAAAAGCGGAAGCUGUGGGUGUCCUCCCUGGAGAAGAAAGCAGAGGAACUCACUUCUCAGAACAUUCAGCUGAGUAAUGAAGUCACGUUACUACGCAAUGAGGUGGCUCAGUUGAAACAGCUACUGUUAGCUCAUAAAGACUGCCCAGUCACUGCACUACAGAAAAAGACUCAAGGCUAUUUAGAAAGCCCCAAGGAAAGCUCAGAACCAACAGGGUCUCCAGCCCCCGUGAUUCAGCACAGCUCAGCAACAGCCCCUAGCAACGGCCUCAGUGUUCGCUCUGCAGCUGAAGCUGUGGCCACCUCGGUCCUCACUCAGAUGGCCAGCCAAAGGACAGAACUGAGCAUGCCCAUACAGUCGCAUGUGAUCAUGACCCCACAGUCACAGUCUGCAGGAAGAUGAUGCCUCCCCUGGUGGAGAGGUCUCAAGCCAGAGCUCACCCGCCCAAGAGCCAAGAGAGAUAAUCUUACCCGCUCCCAUCAGCCUGGGACGUGGCAGUGCGGGAGGGUUGUGUGUUGUGAGUAUGGACGAUGAUGUGAGACUUUCCUCUUUAGCCACAUGAUCGUGUAUGUUUGACACCUGUACUAGGGGCAACCCAGCCCCAGAGCCACAUAGAUCAUCCCCAAGAGGGAUUUCUGAUGUACCUACAGCCAAAGGCCUUUCCAGAUGGUCCGAGCAAUCUCCUCUGCCCCAUGCACGCAUACCUGUCUCUCUUAACACUAACCCUUGCACUUCUAGGUUUGGGGCUUCUCAGUUUCCUCUCUUCUCCACUAAGCUGUGGCUUGUUACCCUAUUCUACCAGCACGCCACUUCCUGCUAGAUAGAGGGAAGCUAGAUUUGAUGGCAUUUCACCUGCUGUCCCAUCCCCAGCCACCCUAUGGACUCAGGACUUUGACUCCCAACAGCUGCUUAUUUAUCCCUUUUCCCUUUCUUAAAUUCUAGUUAAAACAUUCACUUAUGGAGAGUGUGAGAUUACUUUGAUGUAUGAAGUAGCGGUAUUCUACUAUUCCAUGUGCUUUAUUCCUUCUCCCUACCUACCAGCAAAAAUAGAGCAAAAAGAAGAGAUUGAUUAAUUGAUUGAUUGAGAAGAAACCCCCAAGAGUUCCAGUCUUUUUUCAUCUAUUUCCAGAACUAUUUGAGUAUCUCAUUUUGUCUUGUCUUUUGACUUUCCUAGUCUAGCAGUGGAAUCUUUUCCCCACAUCCUACUAAGCCUUGGCAACCAAAUCUUGUGGCCUUAUUGUUAGAUAUUGCCUGGCAGUGGAAAGAGGAGUGGAAAGAGUCUGGGAUCUGACUGGGUUUCCUUCUCUCUCCCUCCCUCCUCCUCCAUUCUAAUCAUCAGGGCAGACAGGAACAAUAUAAUUUAUAAAGCUUGUUCUGUCAGGUUACUGAAUGAACUAUGUUUUACAAGAGUUUACUGGCCAAAGUGUACAUAUUGUCAUCCUUUGGUCAUCUUUCUGCUCCUGCCUCUCUCUCUUUGUCCCCCAGUCCAUAUUACCGACUCUGGCCUUCUGCCAUGCUAGUUUUGAUCAGCUUUAUGGAGGCUGUUAUAUAGGAGACUCUGGCAUCCCCUUGCUAGUCCUCCACCUCACAACCUUACACAUCUGUCUUCUGAGCUGAUUUUGUUUUCUUGGUGCUGGUCCUAGGGCUUGAACUGGGGGCCUACGCACUGUCCCAGAG